Chiroxiphia lanceolata (lance-tailed manakin) is the source of this 1070-nucleotide messenger RNA. It is a transcript of the gene UNC50, whose product is annotated as unc-50 inner nuclear membrane RNA binding protein. Gene Ontology annotation, cellular component: Golgi membrane. The transcript is spliced from 6 exons. The record is from RefSeq and is a predicted model, not a curated record. Lineage: Eukaryota; Metazoa; Chordata; Aves; Passeriformes; Pipridae. The coding region runs from base 120 to 899 and encodes 259 amino acids.
AUCCCGGGCGCGUGCGCCGUGGACGGUGCCGGAAGGCUGCGGGAGGCGGCGGCGGCGGCGGCUGCGGUGCCGGUGCCGGUGCCGGGCGGGGUCGCGGCACGGGCCGGGGCAGCAGCAAGAUGCUGCCAACCACCUUGGUUAGUUCUCGGAGCCAGGGCAAUGGUGCGCUGAGCCCCAGGGAUGCUGCAAGGCACACGGCCGGAGCGAAACGCUACAAGUACCUGAGGAGGCUCUUCCACUUCCGACAGAUGGACUUUGAGUUUGCGCUUUGGCAGAUGCUUUAUUUGUUCACUUCACCACAGAGGGUUUACAGGAACUUUCACUACAGAAAACAGACAAAGGACCAAUGGGCGAGAGAUGAUCCUGCUUUCCUAGUACUGCUUAGUAUCUGGCUCUGUGUGUCUACUGUAGGAUUUGGAUUUGUGCUGGACAUGGGGUUUUUUGAAACAAUAAAGCUGCUACUUUGGGUUGUAUUCAUAGACUGCGUUGGCGUUGGCCUCCUGAUUGCAACUCUGAUGUGGUUCAUUUCUAAUAAGUAUUUGGUGAAGCAGCAGAACAGAGACUAUGAUGUGGAGUGGGGAUAUGCUUUUGAUGUGCAUCUGAAUGCUUUCUACCCACUUCUAGUAAUUUUGCAUUUUAUCCAGCUGUUCUUCAUCAACUAUGUCAUCAUAUCUGACUCUGUCAUUGGUUAUUUUGUUGGGAAUACAUUAUGGUUGAUUGCCAUCGGCUAUUAUAUCUAUGUGACAUUCCUAGGAUACAGUGCAUUGCCCUUUUUGAAGAACACAGCUAUUCUUUUGUAUCCCUUUGCACUUCUCAUCAUGCUCUAUUUGAUCUCACUAGCAUGUGGAUGGAACUUCACCAAGAUGCUUUGCUCCUUCUAUAAAUACAGAGUGAAAUAAACCCAGGACUUUAUGUAUCUAAUGUUUAUUUUCUUUUUACGUUAGCUGGUUUUGACAGUAAAAAAAAAAUUUAGAACAUUUUGUAAAUGGUUGUAAAUUUCUCUUUAUUGUAGAUAAUUGUGUAAAAAAGUUUGAAGUGUCCUUUUUUAUUAAAAUAUUUACAACAGUAAA